UACACACAGAUACUGUACAUAGAUCUUAGACAGACAGACAGACAGACAGACAGACAGAGAGAUAGAUAGAUAGAUAGAUCAGAUCAUUGAUUCAAGUGAAUUGUAUGACAUGUGGAUCAUUUUGCAGUUGUCUCCUUCAGAGACGCGUGUGUCGCCAUGACGACCUGAUGACUGCAGUGGAGACAUUGGUUGAGCUGGUUUUGUCCGGCCGCUUUUGUGAUACCACGGUGUCUUGCCGCGAGAAAGAUGGAAACAUCACCAGGGUGCCCAUGUCAAAGCUCCUCCUAGCGGCGGUGGGUGUCGAGCUGGGCAAAACCAAUGAGACCCUUCAGCUGUCGAUGCCUGCAGAUGCUUUCAAGAUGAUUUUAGUGAAGAGCUUUGGCUUGGAGAGCCGGGUUCUAGAUGCUGACCUUGAAGCAGCUUUAGCUGCUUGGCAGAGGGACAUGCAAAAACAUUCCGAUCGCCUCUUUCGGCAUGCGUCAGGGCCAGCUCGGCAAGCCAGGCCACUUGUCCUGUGGACUGCCCUGACCUUGGCAGUUGGAGGCAUUUAUGCGUGGGCACCUGCUUUCCAAUACAAGAUGUUCAACAAUGGAUUCUUCAUGGAUGAUGCGAUGAUCGCCCGGAACCCCAAUGUGAUCGAAAGUUUGGACUGGAAUCGGCUCCUUCGUACCGACUAUUGGGGUUUGGACAUGUUUGCAGGUACUUGGACGCACAAAUCCUUUAGGCCACUCACAGUGGUGACCUUCCGGUGGAAUUUCUUGCUGCACGGCUUUGAAUCUAGUGGCUUUCAUGCCACAAAUCUACUUCUGCAUUUCAUAUGUUCAUCCAUGCUGGUGUUUUUUGGCAUUCGUUGUGGGCUGCCAGCUGAUUGGUCCUGCCUUUUAGGCGCUUUGUUCCUCAUCCACCCCGUGCAUACUGAAAGUGUGCUCUAUAUUGUUGGGCGAGCUGACCUCAUUUGCUUGGCCCUGGUGAUCAUGUCAUUUUUGCUACACAAAGAAACAACUUCCGGGAAGCUCUGGCUCUCUUUUGUUGGCGUCCUGCUCUCAUCAGGCUUCUUACUCGCAGCUGGUUUAUGCAAAGAGACGGGUUUCUGCUUCUUUGGUCUCCUUGUUGGUUGGGACAUCCUUGUGCUGACCUUGCGUUGUCAGAGUCGCUUGCUCUUGAGGAUGUGCUUGGUACUUCUUGUUGGUAUCUCCUUGUGUGCUGCGCGAGUUUGGUAUACGAGUGGGACGACGAUCGAGCGGAUGGAUCCUUUCAGUAAUCCUGUUGCGGCUGAGAAGGACCGUGUGGUGCGCUUUUUGUCGUAUGCUCUUGUGCAUGGCAUAUAUGGGAAGCUUUUGGUUUGGCCAAGCUUCCUUUGCUACGACUAUUCAUUCGAUGCAGUGCCACUGGUUCGAAGUUUGUCAGAUUGCCGUUUGCUCUUGCCAGUGAGCUGUUACCUCGGCUUUGCUCUUCUCACGACGCAGUCGCUGCAACUAUUAAGGAGAUGCGUGCAUACACACGACCAUGCUGUGCCUGUUGUUGGCAUUGCUAUAUUGAUACUCAGCUUUUUCCCAAUGUCGAAUGUACUUUUUCCCGUUGGUACCAUGGUUGCAGAGCGCCUUCUGUACAUACCGUCGGCUGGCUUUCUUAUUGCAGUUGUUGGCCUUGCACGACAUCGAGAAAACCAUACCGCUUGUAUCUUAGUCUUAGUCGUUGCAGGGCUGGUCCUAACACUUCUCACAGCGCAGCGAGUUGUUGAGUGGUCCAGCCCAGAAGCAAUCACCGUAGCUGAUGCUGCGAAGCAACUCCGUUCCACCCGAGUCCAAUACAAUUUGGCCACCCACCACCUAUCCAAUAAACGAUAUGAUGAGGCCUUUUCCUCGUUUGAGACUGUGAUGGCGCUAGAUCCAACUGACAGAGACUGCAUGCCUUUGUACCAUGCCGGUCAGAUUCAGAUCUACCGGGGAAACCACAAAGCAGCAGAAGAGCUUCUGGCCAGAGCAGUUGAAGGCCACUUCAGCCCACUCCUAGUGAAUGAGGAAGAAGUGUUUCAUGACUAUGGGCUGGCUCUGUGGUUUGCCGAGAAGCCCAAAGAUGCGAUUUUGAAUUUUGAAAAGAGCUUGUCAAUCAACGGAACCUUUUCGAAAGGUUUCAACAACUUGGGCUGUGCGUUGGGCCUAGGAGCCCUUCUAGGACGACUACCUCAAGAAGCGCUCGUGCAAGGUAUUCAGCAGUUGCAGGAGGCGGUGCAACUGAGCUCUGACAAUGUGCUCUACUGGCGGAACUUGGUGGCGUUGCUGCGCUUUGCCGGCCGCCCGGAGGCUGAAGUCGCUUGGAAGCAGCUUCUGACCUUGGACGCCAGCAACGCCGCGAAUCCACCAGAGGAUUGCAGUUGGGAAUUCGCCUUUCGAUGACCAACUAACCAACAGCCGGCAGAUUUCCAAAUGGUCGCACAAAUGAAGGCGUGCACCAUGUCCAAAUUGAGGACAUGCUUUCCACGACCUCGUGAAUGCAGAUACAGGGACACUUCAAAUCUCCACACAACGCCUUUGCUGCCAAGGUCAGUGAGGUGAUGCUUUCCGACCGAGUUUGUCCGUCGCUGCGAUCAGACAAAUGUCUCCAUGCCAA
This is a messenger RNA of Durusdinium trenchii, 2610 nucleotides long. NCBI's taxonomy places the organism in Eukaryota, Dinophyceae, Suessiales, Symbiodiniaceae. The record is from the annotation of a GenBank genome assembly.